CCCCACCCCACCCGCGGCCAUGGCGGCGCGAACCCUCCUCCCCCUCCCCCUCGCUCUCUGCUACGCCUCCUCUCCGUCUCCGCACCGCGCCACCCUGCUCACCACCCACCGCCGCGGGGCGGCGCGGCCGCUGGCGUCGCCAGGCUGGUGCCCCGUGCGCAGUGACGCCACCUCGCCGCGGCGAGCAGGCCCCCCUGCGCCGUGCGCGGCCAAGCGUCGCGGAGAGGUAGCCUCGGACGACGGCGGCGGCGGGGCGCGCCCGCUUCUUCAGGCGGCGCUGUGGGGCGCUGAGGCCGCGUACAUACUCUGGCUCUUCCUCCUCCCGUACGCUCCGGGUGACCCGGUGUGGGCUAUCUCGCAAGCCACGAUCAGUGACCUUAUUGGCCUGUCGCUCAAUUUCUUCUUCAUCCUACCGUUGCUAAAUUCUGCUGGAGUUCACCUACUCGAAUCCCCGGUGCUACACCCAAUGGCUGAAGGAUUGUUCAAUUUUGUGAUCGCCUGGACGGUGCUCUUUGCGCCACUUCUCUUCACAGAUUCUAGGAGGGACCGUUUCAAGGGAUCGCUGGACCUAUUGUGGGGUUCUCAGAUGUUCCUCACAAACACUUUCUUGAUACCUUACAUGGCAAUCCGACUCAAUGAUCCUGACAAGGACCAGUCUCCCCCACAAACAUCAAAAUUGGGUUCAGUUUUGGUGAGAGGUGCAUCGAUUGUCGGCCUAACCAGUGGCUUGGUCUGCAUCGUGUCGAUUGCUUGGGCGCUCUUUGGUCGUGCAGAUGCUGGUUUUGGAGGCAUUGAAGAACGCUGGCAGUACGUCCAAAGUUAUGUCUUUUCAGAGCGGGCUGCUUAUGCAUUUGUUUGGGACAUUCUGCUGUAUUCAAUAUUCCAGCCAUGGUUGAUCGGAGACAAUAUUCAGAACGUGAAGGCAGAUUCUACUGAGUUUGUGAAUUCAGUAAGGUUUGUCCCUGUUAUUGGUCUUGUCGCCUACCUCUUUUGCUUGCAGGACAGAGAUGCUUAACCGCUACUCCGCUAAUUGUGUUGUUGUAACUUCUGUGACCAUAUAUGGAGAUUGUGGGUGACUGAAUUCUAAGUUAAUUUGGUGGUGCAUUUUCAGUUCUCACAGUUCAUAAAAAGAGAAGUUUUGAGUGC
Molecule: messenger RNA, 1146 nt
Organism: Oryza brachyantha (malo sina)
Lineage: Eukaryota; Viridiplantae; Streptophyta; Magnoliopsida; Poales; Poaceae
Exons: 5
Coding region: 20-1015 (331 amino acids)
Source: RefSeq, a predicted model, not a curated record